Molecule: messenger RNA, 4487 nt
Organism: Chenopodium quinoa (quinoa)
Lineage: Eukaryota; Viridiplantae; Streptophyta; Magnoliopsida; Caryophyllales; Amaranthaceae
Product: probably inactive leucine-rich repeat receptor-like protein kinase At5g06940
Exons: 3
Biological process (GO): protein phosphorylation
Cellular component (GO): plasma membrane
Molecular function (GO): ATP binding; protein binding; protein kinase activity
Source: RefSeq, a predicted model, not a curated record
UCUCUUUCACUAACACAUUAACACUAAUUUUAUUUUUAAUUUUAUUGUUCUUCAUUCCCUCCUACUUACAAUUCUUCUUAAAACUAUGCAUAAAAUUAUUUGUUGCAAGUAAAUACAAGGGGAACAACUCAACAACAGUAAUCUAUAUUUUGGCUCUUUAAACAUGUCACAUGUGCUAGCAUUUUGUCAUUUACUCAAUACAUUCUCCAAAGUCCUUAAAAAAUAUGUUAAACAGUAGUAGACAUUAGACCUAUCAAUACCUCUCUUGACUUUACACUCCCUCCUAAAGCAAAUUUCAACAUUUUAUCUACCUCUCCUACUUCUAGUACUACUAUAACCAAACCAAACACUUACUGCCAAGCUCACUCAUUUCACUCACUACCCUCCAAUGGCUACCUUCUUCUGCAACUCCAUCACUAAUUUCAACCUCUUCAUCACCAUUUUCUCUCUCCUCAAUACCAUCAUUUACUCCUCUUCAACAUCCUCUGAAUCCGACAUUCUUCUCUCUUUCAAAUCCACCAUUAAAGAUCCUUCCAAUUUCCUUGCUUCUUGGUCCAAUACUUCACUUACUCAUUACUGCAACUGGACUGGCAUCAUUUGCACCAAUAAUAGUCCCUCUGUCACUUCAAUCAAUCUUCAAAGUUUCAAUCUUUCUGGUGAACUUUCCCCUGUAAUCUGUAAACUUCCUAGUCUUUCUUCCCUUAAUCUUGCGGAUAAUCUCUUUAAUCAACCAAUCCCACUUCACUUUUCUGACUGUGAUUCUUUGGUAAGCCUUAAUCUUAGCAGUAAUCUCAUUUGGGGUACUAUCCCAGAACAGAUUUCACAGUUCUCCUCUUUGGAAGAGAUUGAUUUUAGCAAGAAUCAUAUUGAGGGUAAAAUCCCAGAAAAUAUUGGGUUGUUAAAAAAGUUGCAACUUCUUAACCUUGGUAACAAUAUACUCUCUGGUAAUCUUCCUGAUGUUUUUGGGAACUUCACUAAUCUUGUUAUUCUUGAUUUGUCUGAGAAUCCCUUUUUAGUGAGUAAGAUUCCUAGUGAAAUUGGUAAUCUGAAAAAGCUUGAACAGAUUUUUCUGCAAAAUUCUGGUUUUUUUGGGGACUUUCCUGAAACCUUUUUAGGAUUGAGUAACUUAAAAGUGCUUGAUCUUUCUCAAAAUAAUCUUACAGGUGAGCUUCCCAAGAAACUUGGUGCUUCAUUUGUAAAUUUGGUGUCUUUUGAUGUUUCAGUAAAUAAGCUUAGUGGGCCAUUUCCAAAUGGGAUAUGCAGUGGAAAAACCCUAACAAGCCUUAGUCUUCACACUAAUCACUUUACUGGGUUAUUGCCUGAAAGUGUCAACCAAUGCAUUAAUCUUGAAAGAUUUCAAGUGCAGAAUAAUAGGUUUUCUGGGAAUUUCCCAAAUGGGUUAUGGUCAUUGCCUAAGAUUAUGCUAAUUAGAGGUGAAAAUAAUAGAUUUUCUGGUGAAAUUCCUGAGAUUAUAUCAACUGCUGUCAAAUUAGAGCAAGUUCAGAUUGAUAAUAACAGUUUUACUGGUAGUAUACCUAAGGGUCUUGGGUCAGUAAAGAGUUUGUACAGAUUUUCUGCUUCAAAUAAUCAUUUAUAUGGUGGACUUCCUCAUAAUUUUUGUGAUUCUCCUGUUAUGAGCAUUAUAAACCUUUCUCAGAAUUUGCUUUCUGGUAAAAUUCCUGAGGUGAAGAAGUGUAGGAAGCUUGUAUCAUUGUCUCUUGCUGAUAACAGUUUCGUUGGCGAAAUCCCACAUUCACUUGGGGAACUACCUGUGUUAACUUACCUUGAUCUUUCUGGUAAUAAUCUCACUGGUUCGAUACCAGAAGAGCUUCAGAACUUGAAGCUGGCAUUGUUCAAUGUAUCCUAUAAUCGGUUGUCGGGGAGGGUACCUUUCUUGUUAGUAACAGGCCUCCCUGCAUCAUAUUUGCAAGGAAAUCCAGGUCUUUGUGGUCCGGGGUUGCCUAAAUCUUGUUCAGAUGAAGGGGAAAAGCACCACAAUGUUGGUCUUACUAGAAUGGGUUAUGCUCUUGUAUCUAUAGCUCUAGCAGUUGCUAUGAUCAUGGCUGUUUUUGCACUCUUCUUUAUUCAUCGUCGUGCUAAAAACAAAUCUGAAAUGGGUGUUUGGCAUUCAGUUUUCUUCUAUCCUUUGAGGAUUUCUGAGCAGGAUUUGGUUAUGUCAAUUAAUGAGAAAACUGCAGUAGGCAGUGGUGGAACUUUUGGGACUGUUCAUAUCAUAAGCUUACCAAGUAGUGAGCUUAUUGCUGUGAAAAAGCUAGUGAAUCCUGGAAAACAAUCGACAAAAUCUUUGAAAGGCGAUAUCAAAACAUUAGCGAAAAUCAGACAUAAGAACUGUUGAUAAAACAUUGUCAAAAUCCUUGGUUUCUGUUGUACAGAAGAUUCAAUCUUUCUCAUUUAUGAAUACUUGUCAAAGGGAAGCUUAGGCGAUAUCCUUGGCAGGCCGAACUUACAGAUGCAGUGGAAUGUUAGGUUGAGAAUUGCCAUUGGGGUUGCUCAAGGAUUAGCAUAUCUUCACAAUGAUUACUCUCCUCAUCUACUUCACAGAGAUGUGAAAUCAGCCAAUAUUCUUUUGGAUGCUGAUUUCGAGCCCAAGAUUACAGACUUCGCUCUUGACAGGAUCGUGGGUGAUUCUUUAUUUCAGUCUACUUUGGCCUUUGAAUCUCCAUUUUCUUGUCAUGUUGCACCAGAAUGUAAAUACAGCAAGAAAGCGACAGAACAAAUGGAUGUGUACAGUUUCGGCGUGGUGCUGUUAGAACUAGUGACUGGAAGGCAAGCAGCAGGAUUAAUAGAUUCAGAAGAAUCAUCACUCGAUAUUGUGAAGUGGGUUCGAAGGAAGAUCAACAUUGCUAACGGGUCUGAUCAUGUUCUUGACCCUAGGAUAUCAGUUACCUCCAAAGAAGAGAUGCUUGGAGCUCUGGACCUUGGUAUACAAUGCACUAGUGUAAUGCCUGAAAAAAGGCCAUCAAUGGCUGAUGUUGUAAGGGCCCUUCAAACUCUUGGCUCGAAAUCUAGCUCUCGACGUCUACCAUUUACCUCAUCCUCCUCUAAUCAUGGUUCACUUCCAGUUUGAGAAAUUAACAGCAGCUAUGACGAAGUUUCAAAUUUUAAGUAAUAUUAUGUAAAUCGACCUCGAUUUACUUGCUGCUUUCUUUAGUACUUCUUGCUAAGCUUGUAUCUAUAGUAGUAUAUACUGGUUUGCGAUUUUUUGAUGGGUUUAAAUACAAGUAAUAGUUAUACGUAUGCUGCUGCCCUGGCUCUACUUCGAAACAAAAAAUCUGUAUUAUGUUUUUAAUCUGCAUAAAAAAUUUCAACUAAUAUAAAGCAGAUGUAUUUAGUAACACACUUUUUAGGUCAAUUUCCAUAAUAAAGAAAAGGAAAUACCGAAAUAUUGAUUUUUAACCACCUUUAAAAAGAGCUAAUUUAUUUUUAACCCUUGUAUAUGGUACCACUCAACAAAUUCAUGAUAAAGAAAAGGAAUUACCAUAUAACCUUGUUAAAGGAAAUACCGCAAUAUUGAUUUUAACCACCUUUAAAAAGAGCAAAUAUGUAUAUGAUCAAAUGAUUAAUACAUUUGUCCCAAAAAAAAAAAAAAAAAAAAAAAAAACCAAAAAUUACCAAAAUAAAAAUAUUAUGUGUAGCAAACCAAAAGUUUCCUGUUUUAAUAAAUUUUUUUAUGUAAAAUUACCAGCAUACCCUUACUAAAUUUUACUUAACUUCAAUAAACAACAUAUUAACUCUUUAAUCCAAAUUAAUUUAUCCAUAAUUAAAACCCUAACCCAAAUGGGGUUUCAGAUCUAAGUGGUGGUGAGGUGGGGUUUUCAAUUUGUUGGUGGUGGUAAGCUAGGGUUUUGGUUCGUUGGUGGUGGUGAGUUGGGGUUUUGGUUCGUUGGUGGUAGUUUGUUGGGGUUUCAAUCCGUUGUAGGUGGUAGGGUGGUUGUUUCGGUUCGUUGGUGGUGGCUGGCCUGGUUAUGUGGGGCUUCGUUCAUUGUUGGUCUGGUGACGUGGGGCUUCGUUCGUUGGUGGUGUGAGUUGGUGGUCUGGUGGUGGUGCGAGUUGGUUGGGUGGGUUUUGGGUGGUGGGGUUUCGGAUCUUAGUGGUGGUGAGAGGGUGGGUUACAAGGUGGGGUGCCGGUGAUGUUUACUUUCUCUUUCAUCCAAUUAAUCACAUGCCUUUUUUUUUUUUUACUAAUCUUUGCUUAAGAAAUUUUGUCUUGGAGAUUGUGCAACUAAGUAUGGUAUAGAUAAUACGAAAUGAAGGCUGUAUAAAUAAUGAUUUUGCCACCACUCAACAAAUUCCACCCAUGAAAUUGUUAGUGGGGCCAUCACUUAACACACUCUCUCAUUUCACCUUCUUUUCCCCGACAAUGGAUUGGUUUUUUUCGCUCCUCUCCUCUAGUUAUGUGUCCAAAACUAUAUGGCUUAGAAAUUCAAGCUUAGAUCCACCUCCUAAAAUACGUCGCAGACUCUGAA